AAUGGACAGAACAGAAACAUAGAACAAAAUAGAAGGCCUUGUUCUUGUUCUAGUUUUCCUCGUCGUUUUGUGUUCACAUUGGUUUCAGUGAGUAAAGUUGAGCUUAGAACUCCGAAGACUUUGAAAAUUCAUGCUUCUCUGGUCACCAAAACCUUGCAAACUGAAGGAGGCGGCGAAACUAGAAUCUUCUUCUUCUUCCGUUACCAAUCAAGCUCAUGGAAUCGUGGCUGUAACGGCACCUAUUUCAACUACCGCAUCCCUUUUGUUUUUUCCUUUCUCAAUCGCAGUUUCUGGGCAAAAGAAAGGUGGGAAAUCGAGGAAUUGGAACUUGGAGGUAGAAUUCAUUGAUGGGUCUCGUCUGGAAUCAACGAGGCUCGAGAAAUGAGACGAACACCAAAGAAGGUUUACCAAUUUCCACUGGUGCUGUGGUUCCCAAGAAGAGAUGGUCUAACCUGAUGCCUCUGUUUGUGGCCCUUGUGGUCAUUGCGGAGAUCGCGUUUCUGGGUAGGUUGGAUAUGGCGAAGAACGCAGCCAUGGUGGCUGACUUGUUCUACCGGUCCCGUGUGGCUGUGGCGGCGGUUGAAGGUGAUGAUAUGGGGUUGGAUAUGGUGGUUGGUGAUCCGAAUCUGGAAUCAGAGAGUUGUGAGAAAUGGUUGGAGAGGGAAGAUGCUGUCACAUAUUCAAGGGACUUUGCCAAGGAACCUAUUUUUGUUUCUGGAGGUGAUCAGGAGUGGAAAUCGUGUUCAGUCGGGUGUAAAUUUGGGUUUGGUGGGGACAAGAGACCUGAUGCAGCAUUUGGGUUACCUCAGCAUGGUGGGACAGCUAGUGUUCUGCGAUCAAUGGAAUCAGCACAAUACUAUUUCGAGAAUGAUAUUUCCGUGGCACGACGGAAGGGAUAUAACAUUGUAAUGACUACCAGUCUAUCAUCUGAUGUUCCGGUGGGAUAUUUUUCAUGGGCUGAGUAUGACCUCAUGGCUCCAGUAAUGCCAAAAACUGAAAAGGCUCUUGCAGCUGCAUUCAUUUCCAAUUGUGGUGCUCGAAAUUUCCGGUUGCAAGCUCUUGAAGCCCUUGAAAAACUAAAAAUCCCGAUCGACUCUUAUGGCGGUUGUCAUAGGAAUCGUGAUGGAAGAGUGGACAAAGUGGAAGCACUGAAGCGCUACAAGUUUAGCUUAGCAUUUGAAAAUUCUAAUGAGGAGGAUUAUGUAACUGAAAAAUUCUUCCAAUCGCUUGUUGCUGGAACUAUCCCUGUGGUUGUUGGUGCUCCAAAUAUUCUAGAUUUCGCCCCUUCUCCUGGUUCAGUUUUACACAUUAAAGAGUUGGAGGAUGCUGAGUCUGUUGCCAAGACCAUGAGAUACCUAGCAGAAAACCCUAAAGCAUAUAAUGAAUCGCUGAGGUGGAAGUAUGAGGGUCCAUCUGAUUCCUUCAAGGCCCUUGUGGAUAUGGCAGCUGUACAUUCAUCUUGCCGCCUUUGCAUUCACUUGGCCACAAUAAAUAGAGACAAGGAAGAAAAGAGCCCUAGUUUUAAGAAACGCCCUUGCAAAUGCACUCGAGGGUCAGAAACUGUAUAUCAUAUCUAUGUGAGAGAAAGGGGAAGAUUUGAGAUGGAGUCCAUUUACUUGAGGUCUAGCAAUUUAACCCUGGAGGCCUUGAAAUCUGCUGCUGCAUUGAAGUUCAAAUCCCUGAAUCAUGAACCUGUAUGGAAGCCAGAACGACCCGAAAAGCUAAGAUGGGGCAAUGAAUUAAAAGUUCACAAAAUAUACCCUGUUGGGUUGACACAGAGAGAAGCUCUUUUCACCUUCAACUUCAAUGGCGAUGCGGAUUUCAGGACUCACUUGGAAAGUAAUCCUUGUGCCAAGUUCGAAGUCAUUUUUGUCUAGUAUGUGCUAACUAACUGCUCUACACGAAUAUCUAGCAAUGUUACUCAAGCUGAGGGCUGAGGUUAUAGGAAUGAGCAUGGCAAUGGUAUUGGCAUGGCUUUAUAGUGCUCUCGUUGAGGAUUUUUACAUCUGAAAUAUAUUUGACUUCAUUUGAACUCGUUUUUGUGCGAGAUAUCAAGUGAAGAUCCGUAUUUAAUGUUUAGUUAUAGAGUUUUUAUUUGAGAAUCUAGAUAUACAAUGACAUGGAUGGAGAGCAAGACAGUUGUUAUAUACUUUUUUAUUUUAAACAACAGUUGUUAUAUA
This is a messenger RNA of Lotus japonicus, 2180 nucleotides long. RefSeq names its product glycoprotein 3-alpha-L-fucosyltransferase A. The record is from RefSeq and is a predicted model, not a curated record. Gene Ontology annotation, cellular component: membrane. The transcript has 7 exons. Gene Ontology annotation, molecular function: fucosyltransferase activity. Lineage: Eukaryota; Viridiplantae; Streptophyta; Magnoliopsida; Fabales; Fabaceae. Bases 348 to 1877 code for a protein of 509 amino acids.